UCUUCUCCGCCGCCUUCUACUGCCACAGCCGCGGGUUCUUCUUCGUCGAUUUUUUUACAUCGGUCGGCACUGGUCGGAUUGUUGACCACGCCGGGUAGAGGUGGAGCCACGCUCUUCACUGGCAGUCACAAGUCUGCAAAUAUGAAAUAAAAAGAGAAGACGAAAGGUUUCUGCCACGGCUCCAACUACAACUGGGUAAAAGAGCUGCUGAUUAUGGAAACAUCCGGAUCUGUGACAUCCCCGUCGAUAAGCCCAGCACCACGCUGGAGCCAGGGCUCCAGCUUAGGUCUGCAGUACGGAUCUCUUGUGAACAGCGUUUCAUCACUUGCACCAAUUGCAGCAGAGGGUCCAGUCGCUCCAACCAAAUGGAGUUACAUAGCUAUAGCUGUGCUCUGCUAUAUCAACUUGAUCAACUAUAUGGAACGUUACACGAUAGCAGGUGUCCUUUCCAUAAUUCAGACAUUCUUUGACAUAAGUGACAGUACAGCUGGACUUUUGCAAACAGUUUUCAUCUGCAGUUUCUUACUGCUGGCGCCUCUCUUUGGCUACCUCGGGGACCGGUACAAUCGCAAAUACAUCAUGAUCGGGGGCCUGAGCGUGUGGAUUGUGACUGCAGCUGGGAGCUCUUUUGUCACAGAGUCGCACUUCUGGCUUCUUGUUCUCUUGCGGGCGCUGGUGGGUAUAGGAGAGGCGAGCUACUCUACCAUUGCUCCCACCAUCAUCGGAGACCUCUUCACUGGGGGCCGGCGGAGCAUCAUGAUCUGUGUCUUCUACAUUUUUAUCCCAGUUGGAAGUGGUCUUGGAUACAUACUGGGUGCAGGAAGUGCUGCUCUCACCGGGGACUGGCGCUGGGCUCUCAGGAUCACUCCCAUCAUGGGUCUUGUGGGACUCAUCUUAAUGAUCCUCUUGUGCCCGAACCCACCCAGGGGAGCCGCAGAAUCCCACGGAGGUGAAGUUACAGAGCAGAGCACAUACCUAGAGGACAUAAAGUACCUUCUAAAAAAUAAAAGUUACCUGUGGUCGUCGUUGGGGGUGACUGCUCUGGCCUUCCUUACCGGAGCCUUGGCCUUCUGGUUACCCACAUUCCUGUCCAGGGCUCACAUCGCUCAGGGACUCCGACCAAAAGUCACAAACUCCAGCGAACCCAGAGACUCCACUGACAGUUAUAUCUUUGGUGCUGUGACCGUGGCGACAGGGAUUCUGGGAGGGGCUCUGGGCACCACCUUGUCUAGACAGUUUAGGGACAAGGUGGCGCACGCAGACCCACUCAUCUGUGCAGUAGGCAUGCUGGGAUCGGUUCCUUGCCUUUUCAUCACCAUCUUCGUAGCAUCUGCGAGCAUUCCAGCCACUUAUGUAUUCAUCUUCUUCGGUGAAUUGUUGCUCUCACUCAACUGGGCUGUCUUGGCUGAUAUACUGCUGUACGUUGUUAUACCAACCAAACGGGCCACAGCUGAGGCGCUACAGAUUUCAGUUGGCCAUCUCCUUGGUGACGCUGGUAGUCCGUACCUGUUGGGAGUGAUCUCUGAUGCUAUAAGGUCAACUAAACCCGAAGAGGAUAACUGGAGCUUCCACAGUCUGAAGUACAGUCUCCUGCUCUGCCCAUUUGUUGGGAUCCUGGGUGGAGCGUUUUUCCUGAUAACUACCCUCUACAUAAAUGAAGAUCGGAAAGCAGUUCAGCGAUUGAUUGAAGGAGAUGAUCCACAGCCACAGAAAGUUCCUACACCAGAGUCCUCCAUGGAGAUGAACAAGAAGACAACUGAGUAAAGCUGGAGAACAAACUGGUGGACUCUAAACUGUGGGACUGGGAAUGACUGUGUAACCCGUCCCAGGAUCCUGUGCAGCAACAUCUCCUCGACGAUAAUUGCUGAUGUUUUUCCUCUUUAUGAACCAACACCUCUACUACUUCUGUAUUUGGACUUAUUUUAGGUAAAUGAUGGCACAGUGCAAUAAAUAAUGUGGAAAUCAUGUGAAUAAUAUCAGCUAAGGAUGUGAUGUUUGUUUUUAAUGUACACAGAACCUUUUAGAAAUGAGAGAGAAUGUACCGUCUUUGUUUAUAUGAAAAAGUUUAAAUUUAAUUGCAAUAUAUGCUAUGUUGUCCUUUCAGUUUCAAAGUAAAGAAUAUCCUUCUACUGCCGCCCCCCUCGCCCCCAAAAAAAGAGGGGAAAAGCGAUAAAUCUACAAAAACAAAGCAAUCGCAAAUAUUAUUCUUUUGUGUUCGGAGAUCCUUUUAUUUCAUAGCAACAUAAGACUAUACAUGUAGUGUGAGUGUUUCUAUCUUAGUCCAACAUAAAUUUAGUAAAUAAAAUUAACUUAGUACAAUAUUUUCUUCUGAAAUGGCUUGGAUCGUGUAUCUCAGAGAGCUAGUGUACUGAGAGGGGUUUAAAAUAAUUGGGCUCUGUUGCAGUCUUAUCAUCCACUUGUUGUUUUUUUGUUUUGUUUAUAUUAGAUUUCCAGAGGUGUCCAUGUUCGU
Cololabis saira (Pacific saury) is the source of this 2470-nucleotide messenger RNA. RefSeq names its product SPNS lysolipid transporter 3, sphingosine-1-phosphate (putative) (gene spns3). NCBI's taxonomy places the organism in Eukaryota, Metazoa, Chordata, Actinopteri, Beloniformes, Belonidae. The record is from RefSeq and is a predicted model, not a curated record. Gene Ontology annotation, biological process: transmembrane transport. Gene Ontology annotation, molecular function: transmembrane transporter activity. The transcript is spliced from 16 exons. The coding region runs from base 214 to 1764 and encodes 516 amino acids. Gene Ontology annotation, cellular component: membrane.